AUGGGGAAAUUACGUAAGAGUAUCGGAAUACUUUUUGUGUUCUUAUUACUAGUGAUAGUAAUAGCAGAAUGCCAAAAAGUAAAAAAAGAUGAAUUACUCGAGGGCUUUGAAGGAGGUGGUUUUGGCAACGGAGAAGGUUUCGGUAAAAGUGGUGGAGAUGCAGGUGGUGGGUUUGGAGAUGAACAUGGAAGUGGUGUAGGAGGAGGAGCUGGCGGAGGUGGUGGAGGCUAUAGAGGUGUAGGAGGUGGUAUUGGUGGAGGUUUAGGUGGUGGAGGUGAACAUGAUGGUAUUGGAGGAGGAGUUGGUGGUGUUGGAGGAGGUGGAAGUGGUGCUGGUGGGGGUUUAGGAGGAGGAGAUGGUGGUGGCAUUGGAGGAGGAGCUGGUGAUGGUAGUGGAGUUGGAGGAGGUGGUACUGGAGGCAGCAUAGGAGGUGGACAUGGUGGAGGUGGAGGUGGAGGAGGAGGAGUUGGUGUUGGUGGAGGUUAUGGAGGUGGUAAAGGAGGAAGUGCCAGAGGAGGAGCUGGUGGAAUUGGAGGUGGACAUGGUGGUCGCAAUGGAGGAGGAUUUGGAGCUGGUGUUGCUAGUGGCACUGUAGGAGGAGUUGGUGGGGGAUAUGGAGAUGGAAAAGGUGGAGGUGUUGGUGGUGGCUUUGGAGGGGGACAUGGUGGUAGUGCUUGUGUUGGAGGUGGCAAAGGUGGCGGCAAUGGAGGAGUUGUAGGUGGUCAUGCAAGUGGGAGUUCCCGUGGCAGUGGCUAUUAA
Messenger RNA from Glycine soja, 759 nucleotides. Its product is annotated as glycine-rich cell wall structural protein-like. Lineage: Eukaryota; Viridiplantae; Streptophyta; Magnoliopsida; Fabales; Fabaceae. The transcript has a single exon. The record is from RefSeq and is a predicted model, not a curated record. Bases 1 to 759 code for a protein of 252 amino acids.